Molecule: messenger RNA, 1529 nt
Organism: Selaginella moellendorffii
Lineage: Eukaryota; Viridiplantae; Streptophyta; Lycopodiopsida; Selaginellales; Selaginellaceae
Exons: 3
Coding region: 36-1466 (476 amino acids)
Source: RefSeq, a predicted model, not a curated record
CUCCAGUAUCUGCAACCACAACUUUGCCUCGCCACAUGACAAUCAAGGGUGAGAAUGGGAGGUAUCUGGCACUCAAAUCGGAUGGGCUCCUCACAUUUGAUGCCGACCAGAGAAGUUUCCUCACAUGCCACGAGGUGAUCUACAAUUUCGACGACUCCGAAGGCACCUUCUCUGUACGUGCUCCAAACGGCAGAUUUUGGAGGCGUAAUCCUACUAACUGGAUUCGAGCGGAUGGCAACACACAGCCACCCCCUGUGACCGACCAGAGGACCCGAUUCAAGCUCGUGAGGUUUGAAUCAGGCAGGCUGGGAUUCCUGUCUGCACUUGAUGAUCGAUACCUCAAGCGCUACGACGCCGCGGUCCGUGGGUACAACGCCGUGCAAUCUCAGCCUGACCCUUUCAGCCAAGUUGAGGUGAGCGAUGGUUCCGAGCAUGCAAUUCACCUCCCACGUUUCAUCACGUUCAAGGGAGACAAUGGCCAGUUUCUGCUUGUACGCCUCCUACGAAACGACAGAAACUGGUGGCUCCAGUUCAGUGGUGCGGAAAACGAUGUGUCCAAAGAUGAGGCCAUCAACAACGUAGUUCAGAUGGUUGAUGGCAGCUUAGCAUUCUACAACAUUCACAGGCAAGCUUAUUGGCGCAACAGUGCUCUUGGUCCAAAUGACAGGGGCGAUUGCUGGGUAUGGGCAGAUGGACCUGCAGAAGGAGAUGAGAGAUGCCACUUCUGGCCCAUAAGGCUGAGCACCCAAAUGCUGGCCCUCAGGAGCAAAUACAACGACAGGCUGUGCAAAAGGUUAACUAAUUUUUGGACUAACUGCUUGUCCGCUACCGCAAAUGGCACAAACGAUGUAACAACACGUCUUACCAUCAGUGAAGCUACACUCUCAAGAUCAAUUUUUAACGUCAGGUACCUUCUCGAGCUGGCUACCACCACGGAUCAGAGGUUACUCAUGGUUGGCCAGGGCUCGGUCGUCAAUAAUCGGAACGAGCCCGCAGACAUGACUGUCACUGUGACUUUGUUGCAGAAUGUUUCCACGCAAAGGACAUUUUCAAACUCCUACACCAUCACCCAGAAGAUUUCCACCACGUUCACAGCCGGCAUCCCCAAGAUCGCUGCAAAUCAGACUACCAUUGAGAUUGGCGCUGAGCAAACAUUUAGUAAGGAAUGGGGUGAAACAGAGGAGGAAGGCGUGCAAUUCCAGACUGAAUACCUCGUCCGUAACGUUCAACCUCACAUGACGGCCAGAGCCACCGUGUUUGCGAGCACUGGACGGAUGCGUGUCCCCUUCACUUAUACGAGCAGAGAGAGGGGUGCCAAUGGGAUUGAUCGACCCUCUGAGAACCACGUUGAUGGGGUCUUUGAUGGCGUGUCAGCGUAUAACAUCCACGCAAUUUUAAGUGAUGGUGAAUCGGAAAGAGAUUUUCCUUUGGUUCUAGCCAAUGGCUUUUAUCACAUGGAAGAGUAGGAUUAAAUAAAUUGCAUGGUUUAUCACCUUUAUGAACUGAACGUCACUUUUGAGAUGCCGAAA